Microthlaspi erraticum is the source of this 507-nucleotide messenger RNA. Lineage: Eukaryota; Viridiplantae; Streptophyta; Magnoliopsida; Brassicales; Brassicaceae. The record is from the annotation of a GenBank genome assembly.
AUGUUCGUUGAUAUCGGAAACGGACGGCUCAGAUGCGUCGUGACAGGUCACAAGGUUGUAGCCGACGAAGAAUCAUACGCUCGUAAAAAACGGUAUCGUUUGGGACUCAUCGAUCACACGCCAUUUUCUCGUUCGAAACUUGUGUGCAAGGUUACAGGAGAUAUUGUGAACAAGAACGAGGAACAUAUCUGGAAACACGUGAAUGGGAGAAGAUUUCUUCACAAAUUAGAGCAAGUGGAAAAGGGAACUGGCUCAAGCGCAAAGACCAAGAAAACAAGAGGCGGUAAGGAAGAUACUGAUUCCGAUAGUCCAGAUUUUUGGAUGCUUAAGUCAAGUUCUGGUUCAGAGUCAGAGCACGAGGGUGAUGAGGAAAAUUGCAAAGGUUCUCAUUGUGAUGCCAAAGUAUCCGAGGAGCUCUCAGAGAGAACAAAGAGAAUAUCAAUAAAGAUCGGACCAAGUAGCUUUGCUUCAAGGAAGAAAAAGAUUAGGAACGAUGAGUUUUGUUAG